AUGGCUCUUACUGGCUUUGCAGCACUUACUGGCUCUUGGAUGAUCAUCUGGCGCAGUGGCUCUAAUCACAUCUUCUUGUUGCUCUUAUUGGCUCUGGCUCGAUGGCUCUGGCUCUCAUUCGCAAGAAACACUUAG
Molecule: messenger RNA, 135 nt
Organism: Yarrowia lipolytica CLIB122
Lineage: Eukaryota; Fungi; Ascomycota; Dipodascomycetes; Dipodascales
Source: RefSeq, a predicted model, not a curated record